Molecule: messenger RNA, 1633 nt
Organism: Octodon degus (degu)
Lineage: Eukaryota; Metazoa; Chordata; Mammalia; Rodentia; Octodontidae
Gene: Rcc2
Product: regulator of chromosome condensation 2
Exons: 14
Source: RefSeq, a predicted model, not a curated record
CCUCUUCCUUUUUCUCUCGGGUUUUGCAUCACUCCAGCCAGCCGCGACCAUGCCCAGGAAGAAGGCGGUGGCGGCGGCCUGGGAGGAGCCGAGCUCGGGCAACGGCACGGCCCGUGCGGGGCCCAGGAAACGCGGCGGCCCGGCGGGCAGGAAGCGCGAGCGGCCUGAGCGCUGCAGUAGCAGCAGCGGCGGCGGCAGCAGCGGCGACGAGGACGGCCUGGAGCUCGACGGGGCCCCCGGCGGCGGCAAGCGAGCGAGUGACUCUCUGGGGAGGAUCUUGUCUCCCCAUGCGCGCAUGCUCUGGAGGCUGGUGCUGGUUGACCGGAGCAGCGUGCUUCCGCAGGAGACGGCCUGCCUUCUGAAACUUGAAGGGUCUAAGUGCAAAGGUCAACUUUUGAUUUUUGGGGCAACCAACUGGGACUUGAUUGGUCGUAAAGAAGUGCCUAAGCAACAAGCCGCGUACCGAAAUCUCGGUCAGAAUCUGUGGGGGCCCCAUAGGUAUGGAUGCCUGUCAGGGGUCCGGGUGCGGACGGUGGUCUCGGGGUCGUGUGCUGCCCACAGCCUCCUCAUCACCACUGAGGGGAAGCUGUGGAGCUGGGGGCGGAAUGAGAAGGGGCAGCUGGGCCAUGGGGACACCAAGAGGGUGGAAGCUCCGAGGCUGAUCGAGGGCCUCAGCCAUGAAGUGAUCGUGCCGGCCGCCUGUGGGCGCAACCACACCCUGGCCCUGACGGAAACGGGCUCCGUAUUCGCUUUUGGAGAGAACAAGAUGGGGCAGCUGGGCCUGGGCAACCAGACGGACGCUGUCCCCAGCCCUGCGCAGAUAAUGUACAACGGCCAGCCAAUUACCAAAAUGGCCUGCGGGGCGGAAUUCAGCAUGAUAAUGGACUGCAAAGGAGAUCUCUAUUCCUUUGGUUGCCCUGAAUAUGGCCAGCUGGGGCACAACUCGGACGGGAAGUUCAUUGCCCGGGCGCAGCGGAUAGAGUACGACUGUGAGCUGGUGCCCCGGCGAGUGGCUAUUUUCAUCGAGAAAACAAAGGACGGGCAGAUCCUGCCCGUGCCGAACGUGGUGGUACGAGAUGUGGCCUGUGGCGCCAACCACACGCUGGUCCUGGACUCCCAGAAGCGCGUCUUCUCCUGGGGCUUCGGGGGCUAUGGCCGCCUGGGCCACGCGGAACAGAAGGACGAGAUGGUGCCUCGCCUGGUGAAGCUGUUUGACUUUCCGGGCCGUGGAGCCUCCCAGAUCUACGCCGGCUACACGUGCUCCUUUGCUGUCAGCGAAGUGGGUGGGCUAUUUUUCUGGGGGGCCACCAAUACCUCCCGAGAGUCUACCAUGUACCCGAAAGCAGUGCAGGACCUCUGUGGCUGGAGGAUCCGGAGCUUGGCUUGUGGGAAGAGCAGCAUCAUUGUGGCAGCUGACGAGAGCACCAUCAGCUGGGGCCCGUCGCCGACCUUCGGGGAGCUGGGCUAUGGGGACCACAAGCCCAAGUCUUCCACUGCGGCCCAGGAGGUGAAGACGCUGGAUGGCAUCUUCUCAGAGCAGGUGGCCAUGGGCUACUCGCACUCUUUGGUGAUUGCCCGAGACGAGAGCGAGACUGAGAAGGAGAAGAUCAAGAGGCUGCCGGAGUACAACCCG